Serpula lacrymans var. lacrymans S7.9 is the source of this 637-nucleotide messenger RNA. RefSeq lists its product as uncharacterized. The record is from RefSeq and is a predicted model, not a curated record. The transcript has a single exon. NCBI's taxonomy places the organism in Eukaryota, Fungi, Basidiomycota, Agaricomycetes, Boletales, Serpulaceae. The annotation marks the transcript as partial.
AAAUGGGGUUCAGCUGCUUUGACAAUUCGAACCUGCUUACACGUGCACCCCCUGCCCUAGACCUCCCACAAUGUCUCCGUAGAUGGCUCGACAUGACAAAGCCCUUCGCCAUGCACAAGUUCUAUACUUGACGCUGUGCACCACAUACGCAUGUCUCUCGUACAUCCCCUCCUGACCCCCCAGCGCCUCACGCCCAUCAUGAUGUCGAACCCCCUCAGCUCUUCGUCUGACUAGAAUUCGAAGCUUGAGCCUAAGCCUGAACUCCCUUUGAGCGCCUGCUGACUUCGACCCCUGGGCAUUUUCUUCCUACAAUAGCCUGAACAAUAAUAUCAACGCCCACGUACGUAUGUGACCCAAAAGCCCACGCCGCAUCGACGAUUCUCAAUCGGAACCUUCGUGAGUAGAGUUUGCGGAUGCAUAUGGGACGUUUCACGGGCCAUCCGCACCUUCGCUAGGGGGCCCAAGACCACCAGCACACAUGGCUCUCUCUUACUCCUUGACAACACCUAUCAAACCAGGCGUUUCGUCGCCUUCUCCUAGGCGUAGCUUCUACAAGAAACCCCCACUGACAGCCAGCUUCCUCAGUUCGGCCUACCUCCACCACGGGCCAGCGCCACCACUAAAGCUCAAAACGGUC